Pipra filicauda (Wire-tailed manakin) is the source of this 5442-nucleotide messenger RNA. RefSeq names its product paired box 7 (gene PAX7). Gene Ontology annotation, molecular function: RNA polymerase II cis-regulatory region sequence-specific DNA binding; DNA-binding transcription factor activity, RNA polymerase II-specific. The coding region runs from base 224 to 1726 and encodes 500 amino acids. The record is from RefSeq and is a predicted model, not a curated record. Lineage: Eukaryota; Metazoa; Chordata; Aves; Passeriformes; Pipridae. Gene Ontology annotation, biological process: anatomical structure development; regulation of transcription by RNA polymerase II. The transcript is spliced from 10 exons.
CCGGGUUACAUUCCUCCGGAGCGCCCGCUCAGGCCGGUUGUGACAUAGCCCUAAAACUUUAAGAGGAAUUUCUGCCGCGGGCUGAAAGAUCGAAGCGCUUCGGUUGCGAGGAGAGGCAGCCCCGCAGCCCCUCCCAGGCUUUCUCGGCUCUCCCGGGGCCAAGGGGUGCCCCCCCACCCCAGUUCGGACCGGACCCUCUCGGCCGCCCCGACCCCCCCCCGCCAUGGCAGCGCUGCCCGGGACGGUGCCGCGGAUGAUGCGCCCGGCUCCGGGGCAAAACUACCCUCGCACCGGCUUCCCUCUGGAAGUUUCCACCCCGCUGGGCCAGGGAAGGGUGAACCAGCUCGGAGGGGUUUUUAUAAACGGCCGCCCGCUCCCCAACCAUAUCCGGCACAAAAUCGUGGAGAUGGCUCACCACGGGAUCCGGCCCUGCGUCAUCUCCCGCCAGCUGCGGGUCUCCCACGGCUGCGUCUCCAAAAUCCUCUGUAGGUACCAGGAGACGGGCUCCAUCCGGCCCGGGGCCAUCGGAGGCAGCAAGCCCAGGCAGGUCGCGACUCCCGACGUGGAGAAGAAAAUCGAGGAAUACAAACGGGAAAACCCCGGGAUGUUUAGCUGGGAGAUCCGGGACAGGCUCCUGAAGGACGGGCACUGCGACCGGAGCACUGUGCCCUCAGUGAGUUCGAUUAGCCGGGUGCUACGCAUCAAAUUCGGGAAGAAAGAGGAAGAGGAGGACUGCGACAAGAAGGAGGAGGACGGGGAGAAGAAGGCCAAGCACAGCAUCGACGGAAUCCUGGGCGACAAAGGUAACAGGUUGGAUGAAGGCUCUGACGUGGAAUCUGAGCCAGACCUGCCCCUGAAGCGCAAACAGCGCCGCAGCAGAACCACCUUCACGGCCGAGCAGCUGGAGGAGCUGGAGAAGGCCUUCGAGAGGACCCACUACCCCGACAUCUACACCCGUGAGGAGCUGGCCCAGAGGACCAAACUCACCGAGGCCCGUGUGCAGGUGUGGUUCAGUAACCGCAGGGCGCGCUGGCGCAAGCAGGCGGGCGCGAACCAGCUCGCGGCCUUCAACCACCUGCUGCCGGGGGGGUUCCCGCCCACCGGGAUGCCCACCCUGCCCCCCUACCAGCUGCCGGACUCCACCUACCCGACCACCACCAUCUCCCAAGACGGGGGAAGCACCGUGCACAGGCCCCAGCCCCUGCCUCCCUCCACCAUGCACCAGGGGGGACUCGCGGCCGCCGCCGACAGCGGCUCAGCCUACGGAGCCCGGCACAGCUUCUCCAGCUACUCCGACAGCUUCAUGAACGCUGCAGCUCCUGCCAACCACAUGAACCCCGUCAGCAACGGCCUCUCCCCACAGGUGAUGAGCAUCCUGAGCAAUCCCAGCGGGGUCCCUCCCCAGCCCCAGGCAGACUUCUCCAUUUCUCCCCUUCACGGUGGCCUGGACACCAGCAACUCCAUCUCUGCCAGCUGCAGCCAGCGCAGUGACUCCAUCAAGUCCGUGGACAGCCUCCCGACUUCCCAGUCCUACUGCCCUCCCACCUACAGCACCACCAGCUACAGCGUGGACCCGGUGGCUGGAUACCAGUACGGACAGUACGGACAAACUGCUGUUGAUUACCUGGCCAAGAACGUGAGUCUGUCGACGCAGCGCAGGAUGAAGCUGGGAGAACAUUCCGCCGUCCUGGGCCUCCUACCAGUAGAGACAGGUCAAGCUUAUUGAAGAGUCCAACUGUGCCAACAACCUGCUCCAGCAACUUGGAACCACUGGAGAAAACACCACCAGCCUUCCAGAGAUCUGCCUGUACCCAGACCCUACUCCUUCCCAAUUCCCUUCCACCUCCACCAUCUUGAGCUGCAAAGGAGACGGGAAAGAGCAGGAGGGCUCUCCAAGUAUCCAGCUCCUCCAGAGCACUCCAGAGGCAGCUGUGGCCUCUGUGACCUGACUCCUCCUGUGGCCAGAGACAGUGGGUUGGGUACAUUUAUUAAUCCCGAGUUCAUGCCCUCCCUCUACUAAACUACCUGGCCAUGGCAUUUUGCCCACACUUAAGGACUUUCCAUUGAUCUAGGUAGUUGGCAUAGUCAAAGCCAAAUUGAUUUUUUUUUCUUUUUCUGUAAAAAAAAGAGAAAUGUUUCAUUUUGUUUCCUUUUCUUUCCAUUGCUGUAAAUUUGGUGAAUGUAUAGGAAGGAAUAACCAAGCUGAUCAUUAAGGGUGGUACAAAUCAGGACCACAGAAGACCUAUGGACCAAAUAUAAGAACUUGUUUAAAAACAAGAAGAACAAACCACAAAGACAAACAAACCCAGAAAAACAUAUAUUAAAGUGACAGCAAAUUUCCCCACCUCACUCUACCCUCCGUUCUCACGGGUGGCCUCCCAAAGCAGGGCCAGGUUGCUGCUAAGCAGGGGCAGGAUGGAAAUCCAUCCAGCCUGGGAACUUUGGAAAAUGUAAAUGGCUGCAUGAGGGCUGGAGAUGAUGGGCACAGGCAUGAGCAACAUUUACUUUUUCUUUUAUGGACCAAUUUAGAGCUGACUGUCACUGAAAGGACGUGGGCACCGGGAGCAGCAGGAGAUGGGACAGCACAGAGGAAGGGCAGCAGAUACACCCCAGAGCGCAGGAGCUGUUGCUCAUCUGGUUGAGAAGGGUGAGGGCUGUUGGUGGCCCUUCCUUCUCUCAGCAGGAGAGGAGUUGGCCCUGAGAGCAAAGACAAGAGAGGGCAGAGUCAGAGGUGUUUGUGAGCUCAGUGUGCAAAGCCAGGGUCUUCUGCAGGGCUCACCUGAAAGGAGACGGUGCCUGGUCUGGAGGUGCUUUGCCACAGUCUCUCACUGAGGGAUGGAUGUGGCCUGGCCUGAGGUAAAAGGGACCUGAAGAGCCUUUCUAGCAGCAGCUUGGAAGGAAAGGUGCUCUCAGAUGCAAGAUUGCACCUCUUUGUACUGCAGGAAAAUAUUUACCUUCCCGAGACAUUCCUUAUCCUUUGGCUGCCAGGAGAAAUGUUUGCCCCAUCCCUCCUCCUGGCUCUUCCCACACCCAUCUCAUUCCGUGUACUCUUCUGUACAACUCAGUCUCUUGGUCCUUUCCCUCUGCUUUCCAUUUUGGUGGUAGAGCCUCUCUCUUUCUUUCUCUCUCUCUAGGCCAGACCUUGUUCUGGAUUUGUCACCCCACUCUUCUCCAGCAGUGAAAAACAGUGCUCUCACUUUUGUGUCACCUCAUUGCACUGCUCAGAUAAGCACAGUUUAAAUAGUUUCCCUUUUGCAUGUGGGGGUGGAUGAUCCUUGAUGAUUCUUAAGCAUAUAUGUAAUAUUAUGGAUUUUUUCCCCUCACCUUCCUGUGUUGAGAGGAUUCACUUGAAGACAUUUGAUGUGGAGAGGGCAAGGAAAGCUGCCCCAGGGAUAAACACUGGGAUGCACAGAAUCUGUGCCACCAGGAGCUGGUGUGUGAAGUCCAGUGACAACAGGCAGUGUUUAUGUCAUCCAUGGGCUGUUGGAGUUUAUCAUACACGUACUGUUUGAUAUUUCUAGGAUAAUGAAUGUCUGCUUUCGGUCACUGGUGAUAAAGAGGGACCACGAGGUGGGAUGAGUCUGGCCUGGGUUGUUAAAGGAGACACUUUCCACUUGCUCUCUUUUCUGUUGCUGCUUCUUCCAUUCUUCCCAAAUAACCUCUUCUUGUUUUUGCAGCUGAAACAACAUUUUUCUGGGGAACUAUCCCCUGCCUUGCUCCAACAUCAUUUAUCAUGAACCACCAAGCCACUUCCCUUGAGCCAUAUGGAGAAGUACCUGUCCUGGCCAAAGCAGGGGUUGGUUUCUGAUGUUGCCCAGCAUCCUCUUGGAGCCACAUAUGGCUUCCAUCAGCUUUGCUUUACGGCUCUGACAGAGCCAGCUCUACAUUCCCAAAAGCAUUUUCAUACACCAACUUGGCCUCUCACAUGGAUAUGUCUGCACAGGAGCCCUGUGAGAGGUGACAUCUGCAUCCUGAGGCUGAUUCCUGUCCUUUAUGCUCCACAAAUCCCAAUUCAGCUUCUGCUUGUCCAGCUGUAUCACACACCAAGCUUCUCUCUAGUUGUGAAAAACAUUCCUUGGAUCACAAAGCUUUUGAAGCACUUGCAUUCUUCAUUCCCUUUCUCAGGGCAAUCUGUGGCACUUACAGCUGCUUGAACAGGUGAGGCCAAAGGGACUGAUUUCCUCCAGGUGACUGAGUAGCCAAAACUCCCUGGAUGAGCUGUGUUACCUGAAGGACUCUCCCUGCUUCGCUCUAGUUUGAAAUCUUGGAAAGCAACAAAAAACCCACUGGUUUAUAGUGUUUACAUGUUAGAGCUGAUCCCUGUUGAAUUCCAGUCCUGGCUUAAAAGCCGUUCCCAACAGUAACCUCCAGCCACACAUGAAGUGGGGAAUCAAGGGUGUCUCCAUGAUGGACACCAGUGAAGGUAUCAGUGACUGAAGCACCUGCUUGAACUUGCUCCUGUGCCUCAGCUUCCUCCUGAGCCAACUGCUAAAACAACAGAGCCCACCAUUUUCUUACAUUGAACAGUAUUUAAGAGGCCAAAUGCUGAUGAUUCCCUCCCUGGGAGCACCUUCAAACCUCCAUCCUCAUUGCCACUGGAACAUGGGGUUUGUAGCUGGUGAUCUCUUGCCCUGUUACUGCCCCAGCCAGUUGUGAUCCCUCGUCCCUUAUACUGAAAUUCCUGACCCAAUGCAUUCCUUGCUGCCUUCUGAACCAGAAGGAAAGUUCCAGUUUGUCAUGAGAAUUGCUUGUCCUGCUCUUAUCUCCUCUGUUCCCUUACCCACCCUGCUGCGCACACACAUCUCCAGGGAUCCCUCGCCUGUGGACUGUCGGUCCUCGCCGCACGGGCUCGCGAGGAGGACUCGACCUGAGCUCAGCACCCAGUGCAGGACCCAGAAAUCAAAACCGUUAAAAAGAGGGAGCACUGCAGAAACCUCUUUGCCAGUUACCUUCGCCAGAAAGUCCGUGGCCACCUGGGCACUGCUGUAAAUAGGAUUCUUAGAGGACUAUGAAAACCCCCCAUGCUUAGCACAAAUAGCUCUUCUCUGACCUUUCCCUUGUGGUCGCACUUUGUACAUUAGUUGGAAAUUUGGUCAUGUGCUGUAUGUUUAUAGAAAGUUGACAUUUUUUUUAUACUAAAAAACACAGUGAGUGCCGUGCUAGUUUAAAAAAAAAAAAAAGAAAAAAAAAAAGGAAAACCCCCCCAAAAAAGUAAAAAAAGGGGAAGGGGGAUGAACUGUAGAAAUUUGCCUAUUGUGUGUUUUCAAAGUACAUUCCAGAAUCUUUGGGGUGGGAUGGGUUUGAUUUUGGGAUUUUUUUUGUUUGUUUGUUUGUUUCUUUGUUUUAAGGUACGUUCAUGUAUGAAAGUCAAAGUAUUUUUUUGUUUUGUUUCGUUUUGUUUUUUGGAUUGCCAACCUCAGUUCUGCUGAAAAGAGACAAACU